Messenger RNA from Micromonas pusilla CCMP1545, 931 nucleotides. RefSeq lists its product as uncharacterized. The transcript has 2 exons. The record is from RefSeq and is a predicted model, not a curated record. NCBI's taxonomy places the organism in Eukaryota, Viridiplantae, Chlorophyta, Mamiellophyceae, Mamiellales, Mamiellaceae. The coding region runs from base 1 to 759 and encodes 252 amino acids.
AUGGACAAUUACUCUCAGAUGCACUUCGACAGCGACGACGAGGGCUCGCGCGCGUCGCGGGGCGGGGACGAUAAGAUACGACACCCGAUCUGCAGCGUCGUGAUCUUCGUGAACGGGUGCUCGGGCGGUCCGACGCUCGUGACGGACCAGACGCCGAGCAGUCGGAGACUGGCGAGGAGAGGGUGGCUCGCGCGGCCGAAGGCGCGUCCUCCUUACACCACGGGGCGCGUCGUGGUCUUCGACGGGACGCGGCUGCACGGCGUCGUCCCCGGCCGCGGCGACGUCCCCGGGGUCCCCGGGGACGUCCCCGGACCGGAAGGGAGCCACCGCGCGACGCUCAUGAUCGCGUUCUGGGAUAAGGUGAAGAUACGCCGCGCGAAGGGCCCGGGGUCGUCGUCGUUUUGGCCGAAGGGCAGCGCGAGGCCGUUCCCGCCCGCGGAGGCGUUGACGGCGGCGCUCGGCGGGGAGACGAUCGACGGGGGGAUCCCCGUCCCCGCGUGGCCGUCGCUGUUUAUGCUCCCGAGUGGUCCCGAGUUCGCGGCGUCGUGCGCGGGCGCAGACGACGACGACGAUGCCGACGACGACGAUGAUAACGUCCGGAAGGCGGGCGUUUCGUUCGCAGGGAGAGAGACCGCGGCGACGCCGGUGUCGCGGGUGUGGGAAGACGUGGACGCGGCGGCGAACGGCGCGUGCAUGCCGUCGCUGCUCGUGGACAAGAUCCAGUCCCUGCCGCCGAUCGACGCGUGCUUCAUGUUCUGACGGACGGACGCGCAGGUGUGGUAGCCAUAUGGAGCGCGCAGGGGUGGUGGAGAGGCGUGGAGAGGCGAGGAAGGCGCGCGUGAGACGAUCGGCGACGCGUAAAAAGUUGUAUUCGACCGUUGUGCGUUUUUUGAACCGUUGUUCUGGAUUUAAAUGUAUCCGAGUUGGCGAG